UUCAACAAUUGUAUUAGUUGUCUCAACAUCUAUUAAAGUUAUCAAACAACUUUGCAAAGUUGUUGGAGCGAAAGUGUCUAAAAAAAAUAAUUUUUUUUUGUUCCUUUUACCCAAUUUUCAAAAUUUGAAGGAUUGUUACUUACUUGGAAACUUAUUUGUAAUUUUUAAUUCAAGAUCCUAAUGCAAUAUGAUUUCUACCUAAGUGCCUUUUGUAUAUAAGUUUGAACCAUGUAGUGAAUGGAUGGUAAACUCAAUAAAAGUCGGGGAAGAAACACGCGAGAGAAAGGGAAUGAACUAUAUUAGUAGCGUUUCGGGGGUAAAAUCGUCAUAUUGUAGCGUGGGGGACCAAAGCACGUGAGAAGCAACAGGCACUGGUUUCGCCGUUGCAAUAAUCAGUUACUCUCUCUCUCUCUCCUGUGCUUGCGCUGCAGCUCAAUUUCAGUGCUCCAAGACUCUCUUAACAAAUUCCCUUUCAGUCACUACCAUUUCUCUCAUUUUCAAUUUGCUGCUCUAUACAUUCCAAAAACAUUAUUCUUCUACAAUCCUCUCAAAUAUACUUGCAAAAAAUCAUAAAGAUCUCUACUUUCCCAUUCCUUUUCUAUCUUUGCAAGCUUCAACAACAUCCAUCAACACAAGCUUUUCUCCAUAACUAGGGUUCAUUUUCUUCUAGAAAAAUGGUAAUGGAAACUUACUACAGAAAAAGAUCCAAAAAAAUCAAUCAAGCAAACCUCGAAAAGGAGGCAGACAGUACAGUACCAUCUUUGGCCAGACAUGAAAAGCAACCAAUUCUGCCCACAUCAGAUAACCAAUGUACCCUAAAACGCCACGACAAUCAAAGUCUGGAUCCCAAGAUGAACAACAUCAAGAUGGGUUCUGUUUACGAGAUUGAUCAUAUAUAUUUGCCACCCAGGACCCCAGUUCAACUCAAGUCCAUACGAGUAGCUAUGGUGAGUGAGAAAACUCCAUUGAAUAUGGCAGUGAGGUUCCCGAGCAUGGAGUCACUACAAACAUACUUUAGCAAUAGCACCCGAGAGAUGUAUCCAGCUCUUGAUGAGAAGUUUGUCAUGGGAACAGCACUGGCUAAUAAGGUGCUUCUCCGCGAAGUUCCUUCCCAGGAAUUUACUGAGAAGAAGCAUCUUCACAGCUUCUGGUUGCUCAACUCCACUUUGGCUCUUCCUCCCAAGAGUGGACUUCUCUUAUCUCAGCUCAAGGUCAAUGGUAUGGUUACAUGGGGGAUACGCCGCCAAGUCAAGUUCUUGGGGAGACACGAAGAAAGCAAGAACACUAAUUCUUCUUCCAGUUUCGUUCAAGGAGAUGAAAUACCAAAGGUGAAACAAGUACCUGCUAAAGAAGAAGAUGACGAUGAUGAAGAAGAAGAGGAUGAGGAAGGAGGUGAUGAAGAUGAUCAAGAGGAUGAAGUGUUAAAGCAAGAAGAUGAAGAAACAGAAGAGAAUGAUGAUGAUGGGGAAGCUGUAACAGAGAAGGGUAACAGGAACCUGAAGAGAAAAAGAUAUAGCUUAAGAGCAACUACAGCAAAACAGUCAAAGAAAUCAAGAGUCGAGACUCAAAGGAAGAAAAACAAGAUUAAGAAGAAAAACAAUUGCAGGCAGUUGACAGUAUACAAAGACCCCAAAGACCGUUGGUCUACAGAGAGGUACAAGUUGGCGGAGAAGAACUUAAUGGAGGUGAUGAAGGCAAAGGGCGCAAUGGCUAAUAACCCUAUUCUCCGGCCAGAGUUGAGAGCAGAGGCACGGAAGAGCAUUGGAGAUACUGGCCUGUUGGAUCAUCUGCUCAAGCACAUGGCCGGUAAGAUUGCACCUGGAGGAAGUGAACGUUUUCGUCGCAGGCACAAUGCUGAGGGUUCAAUGGAGUAUUGGCUGGAGAGUGCUGACCUAGUUAACAUCAGGAAGGAGGCUGGUGUUAAUGAUCCUUAUUGGAUUCCCCCACCUGGUUGGAAGCUCGGAGAUUCCCCCACUCAACACCCCGUCUGUGCCCACGAAUUUAAGCACCUGAAAAAUGAGAUUGUAGUACUCAAAAGAGACUGGGAGGAGAUGGUGCUUUCCAAGAAACUGUUGGAAGAAGAAGUUAGAAAGCUGAAAAGAAAUAAUGAAGAGUUCGAAUUGAAGAAGCAACAAGAAACAAAAGCUAUUGAGAUUUCAAGGACAGCAAUUCCAUCAAUGGAGAGGUGCAAGAAACAAUUAAUGAUAGCCAAUUCAGAAUUCAUGGGGAAAAUGGAGGAAAAGUUUCUGAGCCUGGUGUCUAAACUGGAAGAAAAAGAAAGGUCGAUCACUACAUUAAUAUUGUCGAGUACUGAGCAAUUAGCUGAAGUUAAGAAAAAGGAAGUGGAACUAGGAAGUGAGAAGCUGGGAGGGCAAGCAGUAGACGUAGCAAUGGAGAGAUCACAUGAUCAGAGCAAGGAGCUAACAGCAAUUAACCCCAGAAAAGCAAAAAGUAGUGCCGCAGCAGCUGAAGGAAAAGCUGCCAAGAUACAAAGGCUUAAGAGUGGGUUCAGACUGUGUAAACCCCAGGGUAGUUUUCUUUGGCCAAACAUGGUCCGCAAGAGUAGUGGUUGUAACAUGUCCCCCCAGGUUGUGGUCCAGGUUGAAGAUCUUCAUAUGGUCCAAACACCACCCUCAGUUUCUUCUUCCACUGCCACAGCUCCUCCAUUGCUGCCUUACACUAAUUUUCAUAACAACCACCCAGCUUCCCCUGUCAAGCCUGUCCCUGAAAGACGAGCAGUCACCGUUACUGUCUCCACCAUCUCUAGUGAAACUCGCUAUGAACCCGGGGAUAACAUGAAUUACUCAACUGGAAACAAGACAACUACAAUGAUCAACUUAAAUGAUGUCCCUCUCAACAUUGGUGAAGGACUUCGCCGAACUCCAACAUCAAGACAAACUAUAACCACAACAACUACUGUCAUGCCUCAUACAUUGUCCUCUCCGGUGAAGGGAGUCAACAUGAGUAAACCAAGGCAAGCUUCAGGGGAUGACAGGGCUAGCCAGGCUAGCAUCAGCGAGAAAGAGUUCAGUCAGCAACAAGCAAGCAAAUGCUGCUCUUCAUCUGCCACAUCCUUGCCCCAGGGAGCUGCAAGUUGGUUAGUUCUGGCUACUCCAAGAAACACUGCCUCAGACGAGUCCAUCAUUUAGGGGGGAACUAAAUAGACUAGUAGUCGUGGUAACUAAGACUAUCCUUUGUUUUUAAGCAUAAGUUGAAGAUGCUGUUUUUGUUGGCAACUUGAAGGAGUUGCUUUUGCAGUGGAUGCUUGCUUACCCUCUAAUGGUAUCAGUAGGAAUCUAAAUCACAAGAUAAGUGUAUGUUUAAUUCUCAGAAUGUUCGGGUUCUUUAUCCCCCGUAAUAGAAAAUUGAUCUCUGAUGCUUUUCUUUCCAAAAUUGAAUUGUUGAAAAUACACAGCUGUCUAGUACCCUACGU
Molecule: messenger RNA, 3433 nt
Organism: Capsicum annuum
Lineage: Eukaryota; Viridiplantae; Streptophyta; Magnoliopsida; Solanales; Solanaceae
Product: protein DYAD-like
Exons: 11
Coding region: 675-3149 (824 amino acids)
Biological process (GO): reciprocal meiotic recombination; meiotic sister chromatid cohesion; meiotic cell cycle
Source: RefSeq, a predicted model, not a curated record